Molecule: messenger RNA, 3901 nt
Organism: Alligator mississippiensis (American alligator)
Lineage: Eukaryota; Metazoa; Chordata; Crocodylia; Alligatoridae
Gene: MCHR1
Product: melanin concentrating hormone receptor 1
Exons: 2
Coding region: 165-1148 (327 amino acids)
Biological process (GO): neuropeptide signaling pathway
Cellular component (GO): neuron projection; membrane
Molecular function (GO): melanin-concentrating hormone receptor activity; neuropeptide binding
Source: RefSeq, a predicted model, not a curated record
UUUAUACCGAUUUGAGCAGAGAAGCUUCAAGGCAGGAAAAAAUCCACUCCCCCCAACCUUAGAAUCAUAGGGACUGCGCUACAGGAGAGAGUGCUUGCGCAGAGCUGUGCUAACUCACAUGAGAGUACAGGAGAGAUCAGCUGUAAUAAGAGUGAGAUGCAACCAUGGAUCUUCUGCCCUUCGGACUGAACAUCAGCAACAACUCUGAACCUGGAGCCAACCUGACUGCUGCCAAGUGGCCAGGUCUGCAGAGCAUCUCUUAUACCAGUAUUAUCAUGCCUUCUGUGUUUGGCAUUAUCUGUCUGCUGGGCACUGCUGGCAACUCUGUAGUCAUCUUUACUGUCGUGAAAAAGUCCAAGUUCCACUGGUGUCACAAUGUCACAGACAUCUUUAUUAUCAAUCUCUCAGUCGUGGACCUCCUCUUCCUCUUGGGCAUGCCCUUCAUGAUCCACCAGCUCCUGGGAAAUGGCAUCUGGCACUUUGGUGAGACGAUGUGUACACUCAUCACUGCCAUGGACGCUAACAGUCAAUUCACCAGCACUUACAUUCUGACUGCUAUGUCCAUUGACCGGUAUUUAGCUACAGUUCACCCCAUCUCCUCUUCAAGAUUCAGGAAGCCCUUUGUUGCUACCUUGGUUAUCUGUCUCCUCUGGAUACUCUCUUUUAUCAGCAUUACCCCAGUUUGGCUCUAUGCCAGGCUUAUUCCAUUCCCUGACGGUACUGUGGGUUGUGGUAUCCGCCUUCCACAUCCAGAAACUGACUUGUACUGGUUCACUUUGUACCAGUUUUUUCUGGCCUUCACCCUUCCCUUUGUGGUCAUUGCAGCUGCCUAUGCACGCAUCCUCCAACACAUGAAGACUUCCGUAGCCCCAACUACUCAGCGCAGCAUCCAGCUGAGGCUCAAGCGAGUGACACGAACUGCCAUUGCUAUAUGUCUGGUCUUCUUUACCUGUUGGUCAACAUAUCACCUGCUACAGUUGAUACAGCUGUCCAUCAGCCGCCCAACCCUUACCUUCUACUACACGUACAAUGCAGCCAUCAGCCUGGGCUAUGCAAACAGUUGCCUGAACCCCUUUGUGUAUAUUAUGCUCUGUGACACUUUUCGUCAACGCCUGGUCCUCUCUGUCAAGCCUAUGGCACAGGAGUAGCAGAGGUCAGCCUCAUGGUGCCAGAAAGAUGGAUAUCAGGCCCAAGAUUAAAACCACCUGACGUAAAAGAAAUAUAAUAUAUGGUUGCAAGCACCUUGAUCCCAGAAAAACUUUGAAUAGUCAGAGAUUAGCCAGAGAUAAUUAGAAAGAACAACUUGAGGGAACAAUAAAAUAAUGAUAAAACUUAGCCGAACAACUCUAAAAGGGAAUAAGGUGAUUGUCUACAGAACUUGAAGGAUGCAAACACCAAGGAAAAAGGAUUAGUUAGGAUGAUAUUAGAUCCAUAGCUAGAGUAACUGAGCAAAGGAAAAUUUUCAAGAGGAACAGCACCCUCCCCUCUUGGAGCAGAAAGAGGAUGGUGGCUGACAACAGUUAUCAAGACCCAAGGAAAGGUCUAAAGCCAUGAACACAGUAGUGGUCUCUUAAAAAGCUUCUAGACUCCUACUCAGACACAGGGUACCUUUUCUCCAUUGAGAUGUUCCUGGGAGGCAAGGGAUUAAAUUAAAAUAGAGUAGGUCCCAGACAAAGAAAAUGUGCAAACUACAACUAAUGAUGGAAAUAGAUAUUAAUAAAUGAGCCCAACAUAAUUAGAAAGCUGUAGUAAACACAUACAAGCACAAUCUUGGAAAGUCAAAGCUUUAGAUUUUACGAAAAGUCUUUCUCUCUAUUUCUGUCUCGUGUCCAUCUAUAGCACCUUGUGUUGAGAUAUUUGAAGGAUGUGAAUAUGUGGAGUAACUCCAAUUGUCAUAUUUUGGAAGAAAGAUAAGGUAGUUUAGGUUCUCUGAGUGGACUCACAGAACAUAUUAUUAAAAUCAAGGAAAAUGUUCCCUUAAGUUGUCAGUGGAGUUAGUGGUGGAGGGUCUGCAUGUUUGAGUCAGUGGCUUGUCUGUGACUAAGGAGAAGAGGAAUUGUUGAUUUAUAUUUACAAAACACUAGUUGCUAAUAUAUCCAGAGUGUACCACUACUGAAAUAAAGUUAGUCUGCUUUUUAUGCUUCCCAUGACAAACACACCUGUAUUAAGCACAGCAGGUGAAAUGGCCUGAGAUAAAGGAUGUCAGACUAGCUAAUAUAAUUAUCCCCUCUGAGUUUAAAAUCUAUUAAUAAUAUCUGCAUCAUAUUCAUCCUGUGGUAACUAAGAGUUUGUGGUCCUCAUGAAAAUGUGGAUGAUGAACAAUCGUUUGCAAAUAAGAUUACUCCAUGCAGGACUUCGUUGUUAGAUAGGUCAUGAUGACAGGAGAUAAAAAUACAUCACAGUUAAGGUUCCUUGAGGCACCUUACAUUUGGGUAUUCUGGCUUUCAAGCAUCUUAUUUCAACAACAUUAUUCUUAUGAGCUGCCUUCAGCAGCUGGGAGAAGUAAGGAAGUCCUGUUCCUCUUCAGGAUGGGGGUGUUGGUGCAUGCUUAGGUGCUUGGUGGGGACAGGACACACAAUUUAGUUGGCAUGUACAAAUUAUAAGAGGAUGGACCAUGCUUAGUACAGAACUAAUCUUCUGAGAGUGUAGUAGUCAAACUCUAACCACACUUGAGCGAAAACAUACACACUGCAGGGAGUGGAGGGGUUGCCAAAAAGUUACAGUUUAAUUUCUGGGUGGUACUUCACAACAACACAUCCCUGAUACCAUGGUAAUUUAUGCCAAAUCUCAAUUCCCUGCUGCAAAACAUGGAAGUGACAGAGCUGCUUAAUAAACCAGCGGUGAGCAUUUUUCAACAUGAGUAAAAUAUACACAGUACUUCUACCAUCUGGUCCUGAGAAACAGCUGAACUAUUUUAACUGAAGCUUUCCAGACACGUUCAGUCCAAGACAGACACAUAACAUGGAACAUUUCGGCUCAAGCGAACAGUCUGGCAAAGGUAUAAACCACAGGGUCUUGGAAUGGAAGCUACGAAGAAACCUUAACUGCAGGCAUCAAACAAACCACCUUUGUUUGAUUUGUGAAAUCUGUAAGAUAAGAAACCACCAUGAUGUAGCUGGAAAAAGACACUGGAGCCUUUUAUGCAUCAUAACAAUUAGGUUAUGGAUUUACCAUUUUUUCCUGAUAUCAACAAUGGUAGAGACAGCACCCACAGGAUUUAGAUGUCUGAAACUAUGGUGUCCAAUCAUACUAGGUGACACGGGGGGCAACGGAGACGCACACCCACAGAGCUUUACAUGUCCAUUGCUAUUGCUACCACUAGAGUUGGAUUUGUAGUAGUGAAUUAUUGGUUCCAAAUCUGACAAUGAAGACAUAACCAGGAAGGCAGUCAUACCUAAUGUAGACCAGAAACUUAGAACAUUGUUAUGCCUAUGUACACUACAGUAAUAAGACAGUAAAAUGUGAUUGUAGUUUAACACUUUUUUCUUGUCUGCAUGAACAAAAGAAACAUGUCCUAAACAGUGAGGAUAUCAGUAUAAAAAGUAAAACUUUCUCACUUUUUUUAACACUAGCACAGCUCCUUCACAGGUACAAACAGGUUGCAGAUAUUCAGACUUAGGCUAGCUUUUAGGAGGACUGGAUGACACGGUGAUAAAAUCACAGGUACCUUACACUGAGAUUUCCACAGUUCUAGGUAGAGCAGCACCAGUGGGAAACUUGAAGGAAAAGCUCAGCCAGCAAGUUUAAGAGGAACAAUAGGGGCACCUAUAUAUAAUUAUUUUGAUGCAAGUAGUAGCUGAUUGUGAGUUUGGCUAGUAUCAUCUGUAGCCAGGCAAUAAAGCCCUGAAUUGCAUCAGACUUCCCAGAAACCGUUGCUACCAAAAUAAAUCCUUUUAAUCUA